GAGAGAAUGAAUUCCUCUUCCUAUGUUUUCUCAUUUCACUUCCUCUUCUGCUCACCUCCAUAGCUGACCUCCAUUAACAUGGUAUCAAAGUUCCGGUGACAUUACCUAGUUUAGCAAUUAGGAGAAGCUAGGUGUGAAGAGAAGUAAGUGGAGAAUUCUCACAAAUUGAGCUCGUAUUCAAAUAUGUGAUCUAAGGCGAUUGUUCCUCUUUGAAAAGAUCUCGAUUCACUGUAAAACUUCAAUCUCAAUUGUCGUUUUUGGAAGAUCUGUUAUUUGAUUACUGUAAUGACUAUCGAGGAAAACGCAUCCUCUGCCCAGCCACUCCAACACUACACGAUCAAAAUAUAGACCUAGUUCAUCACAAUCACCCUCUCUAUAUUCAUUUGUUUGAUACACAAGGUGCAGUUCUUAUUUCAAUUCAACUUCGAGGUUCUAAAAAUUAUUAAUUGUGGAGUCGAUCUAUGAAAAUUAUAUUGCAUGGUAAAAACAAACUAGAUUUUGUGUUAGGAACUUGUAGAAAAUACAUGUUUGAUCCUAACUUACAUGAGCUAUGGGAUAUGUGUAAUGUUAUUGUGCUGGCCGAGAUAAUGAACACUAUGGCCACAAAUUUACUUAGUUCUGUAAUAUAUGCUUAUGAUGCUCACAAGGUUUGGGAAGAACUUCGCGAGUGGUUUAAUAAGGUCAAUGAAUAUGAGGCUUUAGUUCCUCCUCCCUCGUGUGGCUGUCCAGAACCUAAACAAAAUGUAGAACAUUACCAGUUUCAAAAGUUGUAUUAGUUUCCUACUAGGCUAAAUGAUUCUUUUGAUAAUGCUAAGGAUCAGAUUCUUAUGACUAGACCAGUACCUAAUAUAAAUCAAGCAUAUACAAUGAUCAUUAAUAUGGAAUGUCAGAGAAGAAACAAUGCUAUUGUUGGUGUUGGUGAUCCUACAGCUCUGCUGAGUAACAGAGCCCCUACUAGUAUUUACAAUCGUGGUUAUAAGCCCAAAAAUAACUUUGAAAAAUCAUCUCUUCAAUGUGACUUCUGUCAUCUUAAAGGUCACACCAUAAAUAAUUGUUAUAAGCUUCAUGGUUAUCCCAAUGAUUUUAGAGGCAAGAAAGUAGAGGGAGGUACUCCUGAUUCCAAAGGUACAUAUGCCCACAAUGCUAGCUUAACAUCUGAUUCACCUAACCAACAAGUAGACAUUUCUAAUGUGAUUCUAUCACAUGUUUCAGCAGGUGGUGGUUCUUCAGCAACAACAAGUGCCCCUUCAGCACCUCUCUUCAAUCAGGAUCAAUAUAAUCAGAUCCUACAGAUGCUGAACAAAGGAGCUCUUCACUACGAAUGUGAUGGGGAUCGGUAAAAAGGAGCACGGUCUCUACAUUUUGAAGCACAAGGAACAAGAUGAUCUCAUGCAGUUGUUAGAUCUUAGGCCAGUUCAUUCUAUUCCUCUUGUAAAUACCAUUGUUAGUGAGCCCAAAGCAAAUAAUGCUAGUGCAGUAAAUAAGAAUUCUACUGAAAAUCUAGAUGAUAUUGUCUUGUGGCAUAAGAGGUUAGGUAAUGUACCUUUAAGAGUUCUGAAGAAGAUAGAAAAUUUGCCUAAUACUCAGUUAAAGGAGCAUUUAUGUAUAGUGUGUCAUGUUGCUAAGUAAAUCAGAAAUCCUUUUU
Nicotiana tabacum (common tobacco) is the source of this 1645-nucleotide messenger RNA. NCBI's taxonomy places the organism in Eukaryota, Viridiplantae, Streptophyta, Magnoliopsida, Solanales, Solanaceae. The record is from RefSeq and is a predicted model, not a curated record.